AAUUUUUAAAUAAUAUAAGUAUGUACUCUAUGGUUGUGUCAGAAUGAAAUAGUUUCACUUGAUAAUUCUUAUUAUAAUUUUACAACAAUGCGGACAACUAUAUUAAAAUCUGUUUCAAGUCUUUCAAGGAAUUAUAAGAGACAAUAUGGUUGGAGACCUGUGGAACCUAUGGAUCCAGGCAUAAAGGUUACCAUUCUGCAUAAUGGUGUAAAGGUCGCCACGGAGAGGGUGGAAUCUCCACUCGCGUGCGUGACAUUGUCUGUGGCCGUGGGUUCCAGGUAUGAGACAAAGUGUACUAAUGGACUGACGCACUUUAUUGAGCAUAUGGCAUUUAAAGGGUUCCGAUCGAUGAGUAAGGACAAGUUCGAAAAAGAUGUUGCACAAAUGGGAGCAAAGAUGACAGUGCAGACCUCAAGGGAAAUGCAAGUAUUCUCAGUUGUGCUGCCGUCUGAGUUGUCGACUGCUGCUGUAGACAAAUUGUCCAAGAUCAUUUGUGACCUCGAGUUUAGCGACCAUGAGUUAUGCCAAGAGAAGCGUAACAUAUGUUUGGAGUUAAAUGAUAGUGAUGCUAAUCCAAAACAGCUGGUGUUCGACUAUCUACAUGCAACUGCCUUCCAGGGCACGCCGCUUGCGCAGCGCGUUAUAGGUACAUCUGAAAAUUUGGACAAUUUUGAUACGGUAAUGAUAGAUAACUUCAUGACUGACCAAUACCAACCUUACAGAAUUGUGUUAGCUACUUCAGGACGAGUAUCGCACGAUAAAAUAAUGCAGUAUGUAGAACCACGGUUCGGGUGUAUAAUACCACAGCCAUGCCGCGAGGCGGAGCCGGGUCCCACCCGUUAUUCUGGCUCUUCAGUAGUAUACCGCGACGAUUCUAUGCCUUUCUGUUAUGCAGCAAUUGCAUUCGAGGCACCAGGCUACUUUAGCCCUCAAUAUCUUAGUAUGCUGAUAUUGACACACAUAGUAGGUUCGUGGGACAAGAGCCAGAGCCGUGGCGAUAACCACGCGCCGCUAGUGGCGCGCGAGGUCUCACUUGCCAACAUGUGCGAAAGAUACGAGACGUUCUACAUCCCAUACCGAGACGUCGGCUUGUGGGGCGUCUAUUUUGUGGCUGACAAGUGGAGGCUGGACGAAGUGGUGUCGUUUAUUCAAGAACAAUGGUUGCAGUUGUGUACUACGUUAUAUUACACUGAACAUGAAAGAGGUUUGAAUGCGCUGCGGUUGAUGUUGUUGCGCCAACACGAGAGUGUCGUGAGUUCAGCACACGAUAUAGGUAAGCAGAUGCUUUACACAAGCGGCCGCAAGUCCGUGGAGCAUCAGCUAGAGAGCUUGUGUAAUAUCAAAUUGCAAGAUAUCCGGAACUUGGCAUCGCAAAUCUUGUACGACAAGUGCCCAGCAGUGGCCGUUGUGGGUCCCUCGGAGACGAUGCCCGUCUACAACAGAAUACGAGGUGGUCAAUGGUGGCUCAGAGUUUAACGUUUUUUAAUAAACCACUUUAUUUUAUUAUUAAUUUACUUUAUUAUACACAAUCUCAUUCA
Messenger RNA from Spodoptera frugiperda (fall armyworm), 1538 nucleotides. Its product is annotated as cytochrome b-c1 complex subunit 1, mitochondrial. The coding region runs from base 88 to 1476 and encodes 462 amino acids. Lineage: Eukaryota; Metazoa; Arthropoda; Insecta; Lepidoptera; Noctuidae. Gene Ontology annotation, molecular function: metal ion binding; metalloendopeptidase activity. Gene Ontology annotation, cellular component: mitochondrion. The transcript has a single exon. The record is from RefSeq and is a predicted model, not a curated record.